UCAUAGCCUCAGUGUCUUCGAAUACUGCUCAACGCAGCCGAUUAUCACGCAGCCACAACCUACAAAUAACAAAGCCCCCAGAGACAACCCUAGCAAAGCAGGAAUAAGCGGAAGGAGAUGAGCGAAACAACAAGCAAUCCCACCUCUGCUACUAACAACAACAACCAGACUGCAGUGGUUGAUAAAUACAAUGUCGAAACUGCGGAGAUUCUCGCGAACGAGGCUCAGCAUUUGCCAAUCUCGGAGGCGGUGCCCAUAUACGAGCAACUUCUCACUGUAUUUCCCACCGCUGCAAAGUAUUGGAGGCAAUAUUUGGAGGCCCAAAUGGCUGUAAAUAAUGAUGAAGCUACAAAACAAAUAUUUAGCCGGUGUUUGUUGAAUUGCUUUCAAAUUCCUCUUUGGCGAUGCUACAUCCGUUUCAUCAGGAAGGUCAAUGAGAAGAAAGGGGUUGAGGGUCAAGAAGAGACUAGGAAAGCAUUUGAUUUUAUGCUCAAUUUUGUUGGAGCAGACAUAGCAUCCGGGCCUGUAUGGAUGGAAUACAUUGCCUUUUUAAAGUCAUAUCCGGCUCAAACCACACAGGAAGAGUCACAGCGAAUGACAGCUGUGCGGAAAGCAUACCAAAAAGCUAUUGUUACUCCUACUCAUCAUGUUGAACAAUUAUGGAAGGAUUACGAAAAUUUUGAAAAUUCUGUUAGCCGUGCCCUGGCAAAAGGACUGUUAUCGGAAUACCAAUCUAAAUAUAACAGUGCAAAGGCUGUGUAUAGGGAACAGAAGAAAUUUGUUGAUGAAAUUGAUUGGAAUAUGCUUGCUGUGCCACCAACUGGAACUUCCAAGGAAGAAAUGCAAUGGAUGGCAUGGAAAAAGUUUUUAGCAUUUGAAAAAGGAAACCCUCAAAGGAUAGACAGUAAUUCGUCCAACAAACGAAUUUUGUACACGUAUGAGCAGUGUCUGAUGUACUUAUACCAUUAUCCUGACAUAUGGUAUGACUAUGCUACAUGGCAUGCAAGAAAUGGUUCAAUUGAUGCUGCAAUCAAAGUAUUUCAGCGAGCAUCAAAGGCUCUUCCUGAUUCAGACAUGCUAAGGUAUGCUUAUGCUGAGCUGGAGGAAUCACGUGGAGCCAUUCAGCCAGCAAAGAAAAUAUAUGAGAGUCUUUUGGGGGAUGGUGUCAAUGCAACAGCCCUGGUACAUAUACAAUUCAUUCGUUUUCUAAGAAGGACUGAGGGAGUUGAAGCAGCUCGCAAGUAUUUUUUAGAUGCUCGUAAAUCCCCAAACUGCACGUACCAUGUGUUUGUUGCAUAUGCCAUGAUGGCUUUUUGUCUUGACAAGGAUCCAAAGGUUGCACACAACGUUUUUGAAGCUGGGUUGAAAAGAUUUAUGCAUGAACCUGGAUAUAUUCUUGAAUAUGCGGAUUUUUUAUCUCGUUUGAAUGAUGAUAGAAAUAUCCGUGCUUUAUUUGAACGGGCUUUAAGCUCUCUCCCACCGGAUGAAUCUGUGGAGGUUUGGAAACGAUUUACUCAAUUUGAACAAACCUAUGGAGAUCUUGCUAGCAUGUUGAAGGUUGAGCAAAGACGUAAAGAAGCUCUUUCUAGAACAGGUGAAGAUGGCACAACAGCAUUAGAAAGUUCAUUGCAAGAUGUUGUAUCACGGUAUAGUUUUAUGGAUCUUUGGCCAUGCUCCUCAAGGGAUUUGGAUCACUUGGCCCGACAAGAGUGGCUUGCAAAAAAUAUUAAUAAGAAGGUUGAGAAAUCAGCUAUUCUCAAAGGAGUAGGUUCCACAGAAAAGAGUGCCUCAGGUUUUACAACCAACUCCAAUCCAGCUACAAAGGUCUUCUAUCCAGAUACUUCUCAGAUGGUGGUCUACGACCCAAGGCAAAAGCCUGGCACUGGGGCUCUUCCAAGCACAACAGCACCUGUACUUCCUUCCAUUUCUGGCACCCUGUCAAAUCCCAGUGUACCAAUGGUCAGUAGCAGACCAGCCAAUCCACUUGAUGAAAUUCUGAAAUCAACGCCACCUGCAUUGGUAGCAUUUAUAGCAAAUUUGCCUGCUGUAGAGGGUCCAUCACCAGAUGUGGAUGUUGUAUUAUCAAUUUGUUUGCAGAGCAACGUAUCAACAGGCCAAACUGGGCUCUCAACACAGUUGGCAGCAGGUCCUGUUCCCAGCACAAGUGACCUCUCUGGCUCAAGCAAGUCCCAUCCCAUCCCAAGUGGUUCAUCUUUCAAACCAAUGAGAGACAGACAGCCUGGAAAAAGAAAAGAUCUAGACAGGCAAGAGGAUGAUGAAACUGCAACUGCGCAAAGUCUGCCGCUCCCUAGAGAUGUUUUCAAGAUCCGACAAAUUCGGAAAGCUCGAGGAGGUACCACGUCACAAACAGGAUCAGCAUCUUAUGGGAGCGCAUUUUCUGGAGAGCUCUCUGGCAGCACUGGCUAAUUUAUCGUGUUUCUUUUGUUCUUGGUUAGAUAUUUGUUUAGGAAGUAUUGUCUUUAGUUAUUUUUUGUUUAUGUAAAAUGUAAUCCUUAAUUUGUUUGUACUAUAAUUUAACAUCUAUUUUCAUUAUGAGUAAUAAAAUAAAGAUAAAAGUUGUGGAUGUA
Vitis riparia (riverbank grape) is the source of this 2588-nucleotide messenger RNA. Its product is annotated as cleavage stimulation factor subunit 77. The transcript is spliced from 22 exons. Gene Ontology annotation, biological process: mRNA 3'-end processing. The coding region runs from base 118 to 2427 and encodes 769 amino acids. The record is from RefSeq and is a predicted model, not a curated record. Gene Ontology annotation, molecular function: protein binding; mRNA binding. NCBI's taxonomy places the organism in Eukaryota, Viridiplantae, Streptophyta, Magnoliopsida, Vitales, Vitaceae. Gene Ontology annotation, cellular component: nucleus.